Molecule: messenger RNA, 3794 nt
Organism: Cladocopium goreaui
Lineage: Eukaryota; Dinophyceae; Suessiales; Symbiodiniaceae
Source: the annotation of a GenBank genome assembly
AUGGCGGGCAGAGAGCCGAAUGUACAAGACGAGAAAUGAGAGCCCGGAGGCGGCCACUCCCAGGACCUCCGGUCGCCCAGCGAGCACUACAACUCGUGGACGGCGAGUGGCUACGCCAACAUCCAGAGCUGGAACUCCCAGGAUACCGGCAGAACCGCAGCCCUCAGCGUAUUGUACCGAGCGCGUGCUGCGAUGGCGCCUGCGGGAGGCAGAGCGGCAACUGUCCUUAACUUCUGAGGAGUUGCAACGCACCAGGUUUAUGCUGUCGCACUUCCAGCGACACCAGGACAAGAGGUGGCAGUGGGAGGCGGAACAGGUCUCAGAAGAAGUGGAAAAGCAGCAACAAGUGACUGAAGACUUGAAGUUUGAUCUUAAAAAAGUGGCAAUUCUGGCCUUGACCCACCGCGAUGCCGAGUUGAAGGGCUGUGCGACAGAGAUGUGGGCGAAAUGGUCCCUGCAGGGGCCCAUCCCACGACGGCCCAAUCCGGCAGAGUCCACGAGGGUCAAGGACAUGGGUCGAGUCCGCGCCAAAAGGAGGUGGAACUAUUUGUCGCGUUUCGUGGCCUAUGCUUUUGCCAAGAGCCGUCGAAGAUCAACGAUGAAUCACCACAGCACGCUGCAAUUCUUAGCCUUCAGAGUCAAGGAGCUUUGCGAUCUCUUUCAGCCCUCGUUCGACGAGAAGUUUGGGGUUUACGAGGCCUUGAUGACCUGCGUUCGCCGUGCGGAAGUUGAACAGAGCGUCAAAGAGAAACUCCAGCGACGUGCGCCGAAGGUGGUUGACAGAUCCUGCGGCUUCGAAGAACUGGAGUGCGAAAUGAUCAGUAGCUACACUGAUGCUUUCGAAGAAGCAGGUGGCCCAGAGGAAGUUUCCUCGCAAGUGCCUGAAGUGGCUGAGCUGGUACGCAGCUAUCGACAUGGCCGCGUACGGCAGGACUUGGGCUUCGAAAUUUUGGGACUCAAAUAUCUGUAUCAAGUCAACAAUCGCUGGUUGAAGAAAUUUGAGGAGGAGGUGCAACGAUUGGCCAGUGGCACAAGAGGGAUUGCUACCAUCGCACCCAUGAAGAGCUAUGAUCGCGCCAGAGCCAAGGUCUUAACGCGCUACGGCAGCGACGCGAGUUGCUUGACGGAUGUGAUGAGAGCCUCGCUGAUCUAUCCAACCAUCGCGGAGGUCUACUCUGCCUUGUUCUUCAUACUGAAGGAGGACCAUGAUCAGCCAAGACACGACUUUCGGGUCAUGGAGGUCAACGACCGGUUCCAAUUCUGUCACGAUGGCUAUCGGGACAUCACUCUGCUGUUUGACAUGAGUGGUGUGAUCUGCGAAGUGCAGAUGCAGAUCAAAGGUAUCCAAGAGGUGAAGAAAUCCGGGGGUCACAAGGCAUAUCGCGCCCAGCGAGAGGUGAAUGAGCUGAUCUUUGAAGCCGCCGUGCAGAAUAGUGAGGAGGACUUGGCUGAAUUGGUGAAGAUCUACAAAGUCUCCGGACAGGGCACCAAAGACAAGAACGGUCGCAGUGCCCUGCACUACACCUGUCAGCAUGGAGCCCUGAAGGCCACUCGUGUCCUGCUGGCAGCAGGUAGCAAUCCUUGGCUGGAAGAUGAUCAUGGGGUUCUUCCAUUUGAGUUGGCUCUGAAGCAGAAGUUGUUCGAUACUUUGGAACUCACCUUGUCAGUCAUGAUGCUCAAGGGUCCACGCUUGGGCAAGUGCCUGCAUCGCAUGGCGGAGCAGAUUCUACCCUGGUGGUGUGCUAACAUUGCUAGACUGCCUCCUGCGGACUCUGACUUCCUUCGCUGGCGAGAAGCAGGACGACUAAUGAUCGCGGUGCUGACAUGCUAUGAGGCGCUUCCUCUGUUGGAGCCCUUCCUGACGAAAACGGCGAAGUUGGGGACCAACUUUGCGGCCACGACCAUCCGAGCAUUGCUGACGGCACAGGCAGAUCAGGAGCUAAAGACUGGCAGUGAAUCCUUGCUGGACUUUGCCAUGAAAAGCGGCCAUGCCGAGAUGGUCAAAAUGUUGGUUUGCAUGCAGAGAGGUGAUGGAACGCCCCUUGCAGCCCAUUGUUUCAAGGAAACCAUCCACGGGCACCUGAAGAUCGCUUCGAAAUUGGCAGAUCCUGGCUAUGCGCGGGCCGCACUUUUGGCCAACGCGGACCCGCGUGCGCAACAAGCCUUUGGUGUGGGGAAGAGGACGGCCCUGAUGAGUUUCGCCGCGGCUGGCGAGCUGGAGCUGUGCAAGGAGCUGAUCAACGCCAGAUCAGAGGUUCAAUGGAUCGAUGGAUCCUGCUGCAGUGCGGUGCACUACGCCCUGUCUCUGAAGCGAAUGCCCGUGGUGGACUUCCUUCGUGCGCAGCGGGCCAUUACGGAGGUGCCCUUGAAGCACAAUAGCCUGCAGGAUGUCGCCCAGUACCUACUGAAAGCCGUGCAGGAGGGAUGCUGUGGUGCCGUUCACCGGGGUGCAGAUUCCCUGCGCAACAUGCAGUUUCUGAAGAAGCAAAGCGACUCCAUCGCGGUCAAGGAAGUUUUAAGGGAGCGCUUCGGGCCUUCCAGAUGGACUUUGCUGCACUAUGCUGUGAAGGUCUUGCGGAGUGCAGACCCUGCGGGACAGGUCUGUCGCGCGCUGCUGCAGGCCAAAGCAGACCCGCGGUUGCUCUGCGCGGACGGCGAAACGCCUCUGCACUGGGCCUCAUCGUUGGGACAGCAGCAGGUCUUCGAUGCACUGGCGCAAGGGGCCCUCCGCGCCGAGUCGGAGGAUCAAACGUUGCAGGCCAUGGGACGAGGAGAGGAAGUGGAUGUCAGUCUUCCAAUGGCUGAAGUGUUGGUGAGUGAGACCCAAAAGGCACUGAAGCGACAGCUCUUGCGGGUGGAAACGGAGCAUGGGGUGGUGGCGAAGCAGAAGAACGAUGAUGAUGCGAUACCCUGGCUGCAAGCCGGGCUGCUGGCCUUCAAACAUGCCGUGCUCUGCAAGCGCUUAGUCUGCAGGGAUCCACAGGAGACCAGUCCGGGACCUAGUCCCCAACGCCUCACCUCUGCAAAGCUUAAGGUGGAGGCCUUGAAACGCUCAGCCUCAAAGACAUUCGGAUCGCUAAGUCGUCGAUCAUCGCGUUGCGUGGCAACAGGUUCAUCAAAAGACAGCGCCAAAGGUGAAACUUUUGCCAGAGCUGCACGGAAGACCAUGAACGUCAAAGCCUUCAACGGCAAGCCAUCGAAAAGCCCGAGCCGCGCCCUGAACGUCCCGGAGAUGGGGCGUUCAGGUACAAGCCCUUCAUCUGCCUCCAGCGCAGGUUCCAGGCCCAGUUCGGGAUCGCGAGGGCCAUCAAAAGCUCCGAGUGGUUGGUCAAACUCCGUGUCGCAACAAGUCUCCAAUGGCGGCAUGUCUCGACAAGUUUCCGGUGAAAGCUCCCGGCCAGGCUCCGCAACAAGGAUGUCGCGACAAGUCUCCAAUGGCAGCGGCAUGUCUCGACAAGUUUCCGGUGAAAGCUCCCGGCCAGGCUCCGCAACAAGGAUGUCGCAACAAGUCUCCAAUGGCAGUGCCAUGCCUCGACAGAUCUCUGGCGAUGGUGCCAUGCCUCGACAGAUUUCUGGCGAUGGCACCUUUGGCUCGACGUAGCGAGGUGUUUUCCCUUUGCAAGGCUGCUUGUCACGACAAGUUUCUAGCUCUAGCGACGAAGGCCGCAAGAUGCGGCGGACGACCUUCAAAGAAGAGGUGGAAGAAAGGUAGCGUCAGGUGUGGGACAUGCGCGAAGGGUUCAAGACGGACCAGCGCUUGCUCGGCUCAAUAGGAGCUCAACCCUGCUCUCAGC